Messenger RNA from Psylliodes chrysocephalus, 699 nucleotides. The record is from the annotation of a GenBank genome assembly. NCBI's taxonomy places the organism in Eukaryota, Metazoa, Arthropoda, Insecta, Coleoptera, Chrysomelidae.
AAAGAUGAAAAAAUUGAGUGGGCAAGCCCAACACCCUCUUUUCCACGGUAUUGUCGACCUUUAAGGUUCCGAUUCGUUAAAGAGACUAUUGACAUAACGGAAGAAGAAAUUACUUUUGUGAAAAAUCUGCUGUCGCUAAACGCAACAGAGGUGGACUUAAAUGGAACACAAUUUUUGGUUAAACAUGUGUUUAUUAUGACAAUGGUAGACGGAAAGGUCUGUAAUGCUACUACUGGUACAAAAUCUACAAGCCGAUGUUACAUGUGUGGUGCAACCUCUAAGGACUUCAACCAAUUAGAUUUUGAAAACCAGAUUAAUCAUGAAGCUACAGAGUUUGGGCUUUCAGUUGCAAGGAUUCAUGUUGAAAGGAUUCAUCUUUUUAAAAGCAUUCUCCACUUGGCUUAUAAAUUGCCAGUGAAAAAAUACAGAGAGAGAAAAACAGAAACGGAAAAAUAUAUUGUAAAAGAAAGAAAACUGGAAAUCCAGAAAAGAUUUUGCAAUGAAACUGGUUUGUUGGUGGAUAUAUCAAAGGCAAAUUUUGGCUACACAAAUGAUGGAAAUACGAGCCGAAGAUUUUUUGAAGACCCUAAAGUGGCUUUCGAAAUAACGGGCAUUAGUUAUGACCUAAUUUAUAAAUUAGAGGUCAUACUAAAAACGAUUUCGAGCAGAUAUCUAAUUGACCCGGAAAAUACGCAUUAG